This is a messenger RNA of Malania oleifera, 1110 nucleotides long. RefSeq names its product agamous-like MADS-box protein AGL80. NCBI's taxonomy places the organism in Eukaryota, Viridiplantae, Streptophyta, Magnoliopsida, Santalales, Ximeniaceae. Bases 1 to 1110 code for a protein of 369 amino acids. The transcript is spliced from 2 exons. The record is from RefSeq and is a predicted model, not a curated record. Gene Ontology annotation, molecular function: DNA-binding transcription factor activity, RNA polymerase II-specific; protein dimerization activity; RNA polymerase II cis-regulatory region sequence-specific DNA binding. Gene Ontology annotation, biological process: positive regulation of transcription by RNA polymerase II.
AUGGGGCGUGCAAAAUUGAACCUAGAGCUGAUACCUAAGGAGAAAUCUCGGAACGUGACCUUUCUAAAGAGGAAGAAAGGGCUGAUGAAGAAGUUGCGCGAGUUCACAAUCCUAUGCGGCGUCGAAGGCUGCAUGAUAAUAUACAGCGGAGGAGCACCCAAACAUGACGAGGAGAACCCGCCGCCGCCGGUGGAGCCGGUGAUAUGGCCGGAGAACCCCGACAAUGUCCGGAAAGUGAUCAUGAACUACAAAGCCCAUACAAAGGAAGAGCGGGGCCGCCGGACCUCCGACCUCACCGAUUUCUACAAGGACCGAAAGAAGAAGGUUGACGAACAGCUGGCCAAAGUACGCCGGAAAAUGUCCCUGGCUAAGUACCCCACGUGGGACGACCGGAUGGACAGCUUCAGCGGGGCUGAACUGAGUCAACUCGGCUUUUUCUUGGGGAACAAGCUUGAAGACGUGAGGAGAAGAGUUGAGUUCUUGAAGGCAAUCGGUGCGACGUCGAGUAGGAACAAGAACCUUCAGCACCAGGAAUUACCGUCGUCGCUAGAACCUGCUAUGCUUCUGCACCAUCAUCAUCCGACGUUUGAUCAUAUGAGUAGCAUCGUAAAUCCUUCGGCGAUGGGGCUGAUGAUGAACGAUGUCGAUUACUACGGUAACGUUCAUCAGUUGACGUCGGCUUGCGGCGACGGGCAGUAUUACAAUUAUUACGAUCCGACGGCAGCCGGGAUGCUCAUAGCAGACAACAUGGUACUUAACAGCGGCAGUAGUAGUAGUCCAACGCUGUCGUCCGCGGUCCCGUCAAUGUACUACUGUGGAACGGGCAGCGUGCAGCCGAUGCUGCCUUACGCAGCGCAAUCUCCGGCAACGACGUCGUUGGGGUUGGGGCUGUCGCCUUCGCAGCACUCACAGACAGUGCCGCAUGGGGCUGCUUCUCAUCAUCAAUUGGGGAUGGGGGUGUCCUCGCACUCGCAGCCACCACCCUAUGCUCCUUCUCAUCAUCAGUUGGGGGUGCUGGGGGUCUCCUCACACUCCUCUCACGAGUUGGAAGAGUACUACUGUGACUUUGAAAUGAGAAUAAAGAGACAGGGUUUUAGGUUUGGGCCUUAG